AUGCUUAUUUCUUCCAGGAUCCUGUCCAUCCGCAUUGGCGACUGGCCCGUCUAUGCCUUCUUCCUUGCCUUCAGCCAGGUCAUCUCCAUCAAUUCAUACCAGAUCGUCCUCCUCACGGGCGAAACCAACCAAACGCCCCUCAAGCUCUACAUUGUUGCGGCGACUUACCUCGUCACAUCCGCCCUCUGGUGGAUCAUGGUCCGCUUCACCAAGUCCGUAUACGCUCUGUCGCUCCCUUGGGCCUUCUUCGGAUUGGCCUUCCUCCUGCUUGGUCUUUCCCCCUACAUGUCGCCCUGGCAGAGCCGUGCUGCAAUGCAAGACGCCGCCACUGCUCUCUAUGCAGCCGGCGCCAGCGCCGGAGCUCUGUCCUUUGCGCUCAACUUUGGUGACGAGGGCGGUGCCCCGACGAAGCAAUGGAUCACUCGCGCUCUUGCUGUUUCCGGUGUUGCUCAGGUGUACUCUCUGAUGCUCUGGUACUGGGGAUCUCUCAGCCACACCGCGGAGACUUCUCCCAUGGCUUUCAUCAACGGUACCAGUAUUCCCAAGGCUUUGGUGGUCUGCGUCCCCGUCGCCAUCAUCCUUUGGUCCAUUGGUCUGAUCCUCUUCUUCGGUCUCCCCGACUACUACCGCCAGGCACCGGACAACAUUCCCGGCUUCUACAUCUCCCUUGUCCGCCGCAAGCUUGUCCCAGUCUUUUUCAUCAUGAUCAUUAUCCAGAACUACUGGCUGUCGGCUCCUUACGGCCGUAACUGGCAGUUCCUCUUCGCCUCGCAGUUCAUCCCCGGAUGGGGCGUCGUCCUCCUUGCCCUCGGCUUCUUCGUCGUUCUCUGGGCCAUCAUCCUCUACGUCUUCUCCUUCUUCUCCGAGAGCCACACCUGGCUCCUGCCAAUUUUCGCCAUCGGUCUGUGCGCUCCUCGUUGGGCGCAGAUGCUCUGGGGUACCAGCAGCAUGGGCAUGUAUCUCCCCUGGGCCGGUGGCCCCGUUGGUUCGGCCAUCCUAUCCCGCUGCCUCUGGCUCUGGCUCGGCCUCUUGGACAACAUCCAGGGUGUCGGCCUGGGUAUGAUGCUGCUCGCGACCCUGACACGCCAGCACGUGUUGGCCGUCCUCAUUGGUGCACAGAUUGUGGGCAGUGCCUUCACGAUGCUCGCACGCGCGACGAGCCCUAACGCCCUGUCGCCCAACACGACCUUCCCCGAUUUCUCCCAGGGACUGAUGCCCGGCGUUUCAAGUUACUGGUUCUGGAUCUGCCUGGGCUUCCAGCUGGUGAUCCCCAUCUUGUUCUUCAAGUUCUUCAGAAAGGAGCAGGUGUCGAAGCCAUAA
Colletotrichum spaethianum is the source of this 1320-nucleotide messenger RNA. Its product is annotated as cell wall alpha-1,3-glucan synthase mok13. The coding region runs from base 1 to 1320 and encodes 439 amino acids. Gene Ontology annotation, biological process: fungal-type cell wall (1->3)-alpha-glucan biosynthetic process. The record is from RefSeq and is a predicted model, not a curated record. Lineage: Eukaryota; Fungi; Ascomycota; Sordariomycetes; Glomerellales; Glomerellaceae. The transcript has a single exon. Gene Ontology annotation, cellular component: fungal-type cell wall. Gene Ontology annotation, molecular function: alpha-1,3-glucan synthase activity.